UUCUUAGUAAAAGAAUUGCAUGUUUUGCAGGUUGUGUUUUCAAAUUUGGUGGAAUUGAAGUUGUCUGAGAUUAAAAUAAAUCAGUUGUGGAUAACAUCUUCCUACACUGUGACUUCUCAAGAAAUCUUGAAUUUCAAAAAGCUUAAAAGACUACGAAUUUCUAAUUGUAACAGCUUAGAAUACCUUUUUACCCCUUCCAUGGUAUUAGGCCUUGGGCACCUCGAGGACUUGUGUGUAUCAUUCUGUCGAGAUUUGAAACAAGUGAUUAUGGUAAAAGGAGUUGAGGAGGUAGUGAACACAGAGUUGAUAUUCCCACAGCUAAACUCUAUUUCGCUAUGGUAUUGUGACAAGUUGUCAAGUUUCUAUGCUGGAAGUUCUGCACUCAAGUUCCAAUCGGUCAUAAAAAUUACCAUACGUAAUUGUCCAAAUAUGAUUACAUUUGUUUCUACAUUUUCAACAGAGCAAGAGAAAGAGACAGCUUAUCGAAGAACUGAGGGACACCUUGGAAAGAAAGAACUUGAUAUCCAUAGUCAGACUCUAUUCUUUAAUAUGGUUGUGUUUUCAAAUUUAGAGGAAUUGGACUUGUCAGAGAUUAAAAUAAAUCAGUUGUGGAUAACACCUUCCUACACUGUGACUUCUCAAGAAAUCUUGAAUUUCGAAAAGCUUAAAUGUCUACAAAUUUAUUUUUGUAGCAGCUUAGAAUACCUUUUUACCCCUUCCAUGGUAUCAGGCCUUGGGCACCUCGAGAACUUGUUUGUAUCAUGCUGUCGAGAUUUGAAACAAGUGAUUAUGGUAAAAGGAGUUGAGGAGGUAGUGAACACAGAGUUGAUAUUCCCACGGCUAAACUCCAUUGAGCUAUGGCAUUGUGACAAGUUGUCAAGUUUCUAUGUUGGAAGUUCUGCACUCAAGUUCCAAUUGGCCAUAAAAAUUGACAUUCAUAAUUGUCCAAAUAUGAUUACAUUUGCUUCUACAUUUUCAACAGAGCAAGAGAAAGAGACAACUUAUCGAGGAAUUGAGGGACACCUUGGAAAGAAAGAACUUGAUAUUCGUAGUCGGACUAUAUUCUUUGAUACGGUUGACAUUCCUCUCUUGGAUGUCUUGAGCCUGAACUCCAUUUGUGCACGGCAAAUAUGGCACAGCCAAGUUACAUUAAUGUCCUCAUUUGUUCAAAAGUUGAGGAUAUUGACUCUCCACGACUGUCAUAAUCUGAAAUAUCUCUUCACAUCAUCGAUGGUUAAAAGUUUUGAGCAACUUGAAGUACUCAAAAUUUAUGGUUGUAAGGAGAUGCAAGUGGUAAUACUGAUAGAAGAAUUGGUAGAAAAAGAAAAGACAAGCCAGACAAUGUUUCCCAAACUAGACAGAUUAGAGCUCUGUUACCUUCCACAACUCGUAAGAUUUUGCUCCAAUUGCAAUUCUUUUGGAGAAGUAUAUGAAGCUCAAGGACUCAGUGGUAGUGGAUCACAAGUAGUUGCAGCCGCACAAUCAAAGUUGGUGGAAACAGAAGUCACUCGGCUUGUAUUUCCUCGAGUAACAUUCCUGGCACUUAGUCGUCUAUCCAAUUUCAAGGGUUUCUUCCCUAAAAUCCACAUCACAAAAUGGCCAUUGUUGAAAAGAAUGCUUCUGGAACAAUGUGCCAAGGUGAAGACAUUUGCUUCAGAAUUUCCAAGCAUUCAAAUAACAUUUGGAGACAACCAACUUGAAAGGCAAACUCAAGAUCCUAUGUUUUGGAUUGGCAAGGAUUCAUUCUCCUGUCUAGAAGAACUAAAAUUCCAACAGAAUGACAACAUGAAGGAGAUAUGGCGUGAAAUUGUCAAAUGCUUGGAAGAUAAUGUGAAGGAUGGCAUUGUCUUUAGCCAACUCAAGUCUUUGCAACUUCGCGGUCUUCCCAAACUUUCAAGCUUUUGCACAAGGAGGUGUAACUUUGAGUUCCCAUCUUUGAAAGAAGCAAUUGUGAUAAGAUGUCCACAGAUGAAAUAUUUUUCCAUGGGAAAGACAAUAACAAAAGAAUUACAAAAUGUUCAAUGGAGUGUUGAUAAAGAAAAACAAAAUGUUCAAUGGACAAAUGAUGAAGAGAAAAGACACUGGGCAGGCGAUCUUGACAGCACAAUACAGUACUUAUUCACUCAAAAGAUCUAGUGAAAUAGAAGAACAUGUUAAUAUAAUAUAAUUUCAGAAAACAUUUUUAAAUAAGUUUUUUGUUGGGAUCGUAUGGGAUAGUUUAGAGUGAAAGGUAAAGAAUUGCAUAGGUCUACUUUCUUCCUUUUGGAUGGUUGAGAGGCUAGCCAUUCUAUCUUGUUUGAACUUUCUCAAAGGCAAGGAAUAGGAGCACUUUCAGUAAGGGGAUUAGAAGAAGAGCUUACAAGGUCAGUUGAUGGCGGCUUCACUUUCACUUAGUUUCUAAAUCUAAUGUACAUUAAAAGAACCAAGGGUUGAUCAUUCAUUUUCUAUAAUCCUUAAUUUAAUAAUCAUAUAGACAUUAG
Molecule: messenger RNA, 2480 nt
Organism: Rubroshorea leprosula
Lineage: Eukaryota; Viridiplantae; Streptophyta; Magnoliopsida; Malvales; Dipterocarpaceae
Source: the annotation of a GenBank genome assembly